This is a messenger RNA of Arachis stenosperma, 750 nucleotides long. Its product is annotated as protein MAIN-LIKE 1-like. Bases 1 to 750 code for a protein of 249 amino acids. The record is from RefSeq and is a predicted model, not a curated record. Gene Ontology annotation, biological process: meristem development; meristem maintenance. Lineage: Eukaryota; Viridiplantae; Streptophyta; Magnoliopsida; Fabales; Fabaceae. The transcript has 2 exons.
AUGGUCGAAAACUACUUACGCUCCACGAGAUUCUACCAUGUCUCUAGGACUGGUGUGAUAAGAGGAUUUCACCCCUUAUUAGCUGCUCUGGUUGAAAGGUGGAGGCCAGAAAUUCACACCUUUGUAUUGCCGGUCGGUAAGGUUACAAUGACAUUGGAAGAUGUCGCUCAUAUAUUUGGCCUACCCAUUGAUGGAGAGCCUGUGAGUGGAUGGAUAGAUUGUAGUGCCGACUUCCUUCAGAGUCAGAGCAUCGCGAUAUUCAGUCGUGAACCAAUAGUUAGUCAUUCUUCGAAAUCCUAUAUAAAGCUGGGUUGGGUUCGACGUAUCAAAGACGCAGAGCCGUUGGACACUGAGGAGUCCAUUAGGAGAUAUGUCAGAUGUCAGAUCUUCUAUUUGUUAGGGUCAACCCUAUUCACGGAUAAGUCGACCGCAUACGCCCAUGCGAAGUAUCUACCAUUGCUUCGCGAUUUUGAGCGGAUCCAUACUUAUAGUUGGGGGUCAGCAUGUCUAGCACAUCUUUACAGAGCACUAUGCCGUACAUCACGAUAUGAUACAAAGGAGAUGGAUGGCCCUUUGAAUCUGUUGUUUAUUUGGGCAUGGGACCAAAUGUCGUGCAUUGCUCUCGUAUCGACACAGACCCUUCCUCCGGCUGAGAUACCAGUUGCCAUGAGGUGGAGUCAUUCGGAACGGACCACAGCAUGGUUAUCGAAGACCGUAGCGAAAUUCAGACAUGAUAUAGAUUACAUGUAG